This is a messenger RNA of Nicotiana tabacum (common tobacco), 405 nucleotides long. NCBI's taxonomy places the organism in Eukaryota, Viridiplantae, Streptophyta, Magnoliopsida, Solanales, Solanaceae. The record is from RefSeq and is a predicted model, not a curated record.
AUGGAGGGUAAGAAAACUAGAGAACGACAAAAGAUUCCAAUGAAAAAGAUAGAAAGUGAAGAUGACCGCUAUGCGACAUUUUCAAAGCGUCGUUCGGGUCUAUAUAAAAAGGCUAGCGAACUUGUUAAGCUAUGUAAUAUUGACGUUGGAAUUGUACUCUUUUCCCCUACCGGUAAGCCUUUCUCAAUUUUUCAUCCUACAUCUCAAGCAAUUAUUGAUCGUUUUUUAAAUCCUAAUAUGCAAUUAAGUGAAACCAGUAGCCUAGUUGCGGCUCAUGCACGAAACAAAGUGAAUCAACUCAACAAUAGGAAGGAAGUGUUUGACAACAUAAAAGAAGUUGCAAGUGCUCAGUCUCUUCUACUUGACAACAUGAAAGAAAACGGCCAAAGAUACUGGUUGCUGUAA